AUGGCUAGAGGUACUCUCAAUUCGUAUGUUUGCGCCCGAUGCGCCCGAAAUUUACUUACCCAACACACCCGAGCUCCCACUAUCGUGCACCGAAGGAAAUACGCCACCAAGCCCGCUAGUACUCCAGCCGACGAGGAACUCAAGCAUAAUCAUGCGAAUCAUAACGAUGGAAAUACCGACCCUGAGCUCGGUCCUAUGACCCGCCGUCUCCAAGAAGCGACAGAAGAAGCGUUAUUUACUGGGGGCAGGGCGGGCCGACGGGCAGUAGAAGAUGCAGGCUUCUCGGAGGAACUGAAAGAACGCCUAUUUGCGAAAAUGAAAGAUGCGGAAUUUCGAUCCGAACACGCAGCAGCUUUCGCUGAAGCCGGUACGCCGUCCGCAGCGGGUGCCAGCACCCGCGCCACAGCUACGAGUCAGCCAUGGACGGGUACCGAAACCACCGAAGACGCCGUCCUUCGAAUGCUCAACGAUGCCCAUAAACCUUUGAAGCGCGAACUACGAGGUCGUCCCCGGAUACCCGAUCUCCAACCGGUCGACAUGCGAGUGAAACAAGAACCCAAGAUGAAGGCCGGGCAUAGAGCUGCUAACGCAAGGGACAAGGCUUCCAUAUACGCGGGCAUGGGCAUGAAGGAAUUGGAGGAAGGCCUAAGUGAAGAAGAGAGAGAAACGAUGCGAAAAGAGUUACGCGACCGCUUUAGACCCGCCGCCCGAGCGCUACCAAAUACACUGACAGGGCUGGCCUCGUUAGCGAAUGAGAGGAUUGAAGAUGCCAUCGCAAGAGGUCAAUUCAAGAACAUUCCGAGGGGAAAGGGUGUCGAGCGUGAUACUAGAAGCGACAAUCCUUUUAUUGAUACAACUGAGUACAUCAUGAACAAGAUGAUCAAGCGGCAAGAGAUAGUACCACCAUGGAUUGAGAAGCAGCAAGAGCUGGCGAAAGCGGUGCAUGUGUUUCGGGCCCGGCUGCGAAGCGAUUGGAAACGGCAUGCUUCCCGGAUGAUAGCAAGUAAGGGCGGCUCUCUAGAGGAUCAGAUGAAUAGAGCAAGACGAUAUGCGAAAGCCGAAGAAUUACACAACCCACGGAAACGGAACGUCGAUCAGAUCGCAGUGCCUACCAAUUCAACAGAUGACCCUGUUAUGGUCAAAAUACGACGGCAAGCACCCUUGGAAGCAAACGCCGAAUCGGUGCCGGAAACGGCUGAUAGUGGGGUGGCAUCUCAGAAUACACCGUUGCCGCCUCCUUUCCGAGACCCCGACUGGCUAACCACGGAGCAAAAAUACAUGGACCUCUCAAUCAGCAAUCUCAACACCCUCACGCGCUCAUACAAUUUGAUGGCCCCUGAGUUGGCUAAGAAGCCAUAUUUUUCACUUGAACGAGAGCUAAGCAAUUGCUACGCCGACGUUGCACCUCAACUCGCAGAUGCUAUCAAGGAUAGAGCUAUUAGACCAUCGAAAUCUCUCAUAGAUGGAAUCGGACAAACUCCGAAUGGUAUUUUUGACCGGUUUGGAAAAGGCGGCCACACCACAAAAGUAUACGAUUCUAAAGCUCCCCACUAUGGGUUCAAGGAGAUGUGGCGGGAUAUGUGGAAUCGCUAA
Hypoxylon trugodes is the source of this 1593-nucleotide messenger RNA. RefSeq lists its product as uncharacterized. The transcript has a single exon. The record is from RefSeq and is a predicted model, not a curated record. Lineage: Eukaryota; Fungi; Ascomycota; Sordariomycetes; Xylariales; Hypoxylaceae. Bases 1 to 1593 code for a protein of 530 amino acids.